AUGUUGCCUUAUGCUUUAUUGGGUUACCGAACGACUGUCAGGACAUCAGUUGGAGCUACUCCAUAUUUGCUAGUAUACGGAACAGAAGCAGUUAUACCUGCAGAAGUUGAAAUACCUUCAUUGAGAAUCAUCCAAGAAGCUGAAUUGAGUGAUGCUGAAUGGAUUCGCAAGCGGAUUGAUCAGUUAACAUUGAUCGAUGAGAAGAGAAUGGUUGUUGUUUGUCGUGGACAACUAUAUCGACAGAGAAUGAUUCGUGCUUUCCACAAGAAAGUAAGAGCUAAAAUGUUUGAGAUUGGGCAAUUGGUUCUCAAACGUAUUUUCCCUCACCAGGAUGAAUAUAAAGGGAAUUUGCACCAAAUUGGCAAGGACCCUACAUGGUUUAUAAGCUCGCCUAAAGAUCAACAUAUUCUUCCAUUCAAUGAAUAUGGAGAGGUCAAAAGGGCCAGAGCUCCCCAAAUUGACAAUUUUUCUGUGGAUACAGGAAAUAUUUUAUGCUUCUGA
Messenger RNA from Solanum tuberosum (potato), 501 nucleotides. RefSeq lists its product as uncharacterized. The transcript has 2 exons. The record is from RefSeq and is a predicted model, not a curated record. Lineage: Eukaryota; Viridiplantae; Streptophyta; Magnoliopsida; Solanales; Solanaceae. The coding region runs from base 1 to 501 and encodes 166 amino acids.